GAAUGUUUGGACCAGGCCAUACACGGUUCGAAACAUCAUGUUGACAACAAGACAAGUCACUAGACAGGAAUGUGUAAAUGAGAGAAGAGUCACUUGACAUGUAAUUGGUCUAGCGAUGACACGGUGGUAUGGUUGCGAACAUACCAAAAGACAUGGCAAAAUUACCCUGAGCACACAGGCAAUGCAAUAAUGCUAAAUCAGCCAACCCCCGGAAUACGAAGCCGACGAGCUGCAAAUGAGCACGCCUCGUCUGAGAACUUUUUGAUCAUGAUGAAGACGCCACCGGAAAUCUACAGAAAAGAAACAAUUAGAAAGGAUAUAACGGUCGCACGAUCAAAGAAAAACAAGGAACCACUCAUUACACUUUUAGAUGCACAUCCAAUCGUCAUACCAGCGCUGUUGCCGGUCAGAAAAGAUGCGGUUCUAGAAAAGUACACGAAUGGGAAACGUUCAUGCAAGUGCCAUAUCCAAGUGAACAGCACGCUGCUGAUCUUGAGAGGUCAUCAAAAGCAACCCCAAGAAACGCCGAGCCGAUGCAAGGAAGCCAUGUCGCUCCUUAUUUUUGUGAAUGCCGAUACGCCAGGUGAAAUCCGAGGCAAUGAAACCAGUUCCCGAUCUAUGAGUGAAAGAACGCCAUGAAGAUUUAUGUCGGAUCCGACCAGGGGGUAUCAGUUGAGAUGAGUGCCGAAGUAGGAUGGUACGCAAUGCUGUAGAAG
This is a messenger RNA of Paraphaeosphaeria sporulosa, 716 nucleotides long. RefSeq lists its product as uncharacterized. The record is from RefSeq and is a predicted model, not a curated record. Lineage: Eukaryota; Fungi; Ascomycota; Dothideomycetes; Pleosporales; Didymosphaeriaceae. The transcript has a single exon. Bases 190 to 639 code for a protein of 149 amino acids.